AUGACAUCAGCAGUAGCUUUCUACAAACAGCUGGCGACACUCUCCCUAGGAUUUCCCACUUCCCCUCCCAGAGGGCAGGGCGGCGCCUUGCGCACCAGGCUCCGCUAUGAACACCCGCAUGCCCGGCCGGACAACCUGAUGAACACGCAGCACUGCAACUUCCUCUGCCUGCCCGAGAACUACCAGAUGAAGUACUACUUCUACCACGGCCUGUCCUGGCCACGGCUCUCCUACAUCGCCGAGGACGAGGAUGGCAAGGUUGUGGGCUAUGUCCUGGCCAAAAUGGAGGAGGAACCUGACGACAUCGCCCACGGGGACAUCACCUCGCUGGCCGUGAAACACUUGCACGGGCACCUCAGCCUGGCCCAGAAGUUCAUGGACCAGGCCUCACGGGCCAUGGUGGAGAACUUCGGGGCCAAGUACGUGUCCUUGCACGUGAGGAAGAGUAACGUGGGGGCCUUGCACCUCUACUCCCACACCCUCAACUUCCAGGUCAAUGAGGUGGAGCCCAGCAUUGUAGAGCUGCUGCUGCUGCCGCCACCGCCACCGCCACCGCCACCCAAGCGCUAA
Molecule: messenger RNA, 570 nt
Organism: Octodon degus (degu)
Lineage: Eukaryota; Metazoa; Chordata; Mammalia; Rodentia; Octodontidae
Product: N-alpha-acetyltransferase 11-like
Exons: 3
Coding region: 1-570 (189 amino acids)
Biological process (GO): N-terminal peptidyl-glutamic acid acetylation
Cellular component (GO): NatA complex
Molecular function (GO): protein N-terminal-serine acetyltransferase activity; protein-N-terminal-glutamate acetyltransferase activity
Source: RefSeq, a predicted model, not a curated record